CUCCUCCUGAUCGGCGACUCCGGUGUAGGCAAGUCGUGCUUGCUGCUGCGGUUUGCAGAUGAUACGUAUACCGAGAGUUAUAUUUCGACGAUUGGAGUGGAUUUCAAAAUCCGAACAAUCGAGCUGGACGGUAAAACUGUCAAACUCCAAAUCUGGGACACAGCCGGCCAGGAACGUUUCCGAACCAUCACAUCCUCCUACUAUCGCGGCGCACAUGGCAUCUGCAUCGUCUACGACGUGACGGACAUGGAUUCCUUCAACAACGUGAAGCAAUGGCUGCAGGAGAUCGACCGCUAUGCCACCGAAGGCGUGAAUAAGUUGCUCGUCGGCAAUAAGAGUGAUAUGGAGGAUAAGAAGGUGGUUGAGUAUACAGUUGCUAAGGAAUUCGCUGAUUCCCUAGGCAUCCCUUUCCUCGAGACGUCCGCCAAGAGUGCGUCGAAUGUCGAGCAGGCGUUCUUGACCAUGGCGAGACAGAUUAAGGAGCGCAUGGGCACUGCGACCGUGAAUAAUAAGCCGACUGUGCAGGUUGGACAGGGGCAGGGAGUGCAGUCGGGGUCUGCGGGUGGGUGCUGUUAA
Messenger RNA from Paracoccidioides brasiliensis Pb18, 576 nucleotides. Its product is annotated as GTP-binding protein ypt1. The annotation marks the transcript as partial. The record is from RefSeq and is a predicted model, not a curated record. The transcript is spliced from 4 exons. Gene Ontology annotation, molecular function: GTPase activity; GTP binding.